GGGGGAGGAUCAGAAACUCAGGAGCCGUUUAUCCUGAGAAGUAGCUUCCCAGCUAGUCCACACUUCGUCGGAAUAGGCUCUAUUACCAUGUCGAAUUAAAACCUGUUUGCGCAACCUUGGCACGCAGUGGCGCUGGGCUGGCCCUGCGCUCCCCAUCGCGUUCCCACUCCCACUCCUAUAGGUGUGUGCGUAACCGCCUCUCCUGAGGUCUGCUCCACCUUUCAGCGUUCGGCUUGGUGCCACCCUCUACCCCUGCGGGGGUGAAUGGUAGGGCCCACCACCCUCCUCACCCUCCCCUCAGCCGGUCGGAGCGGUACGCGGGCACCCCCCCCCCUCCCAUCCCGGUGCAGACGCGGAACUGGCCCCACGCCGGGGAGCGAGAGACACUCUGCUGCCGGGGGACAACCGGCCGGGCUUGGCCGGUCUCCCGAAGCUCAGGAGACUUGGAUUUUCAGAUAACAACAGGACUACUCCUGGGAACGCCGGCUCCUUGCUGGGUGCCCUGCAGCCUCUCUGAGAUGAACUGAUGCGUUGGAACCAUGGUGCAGAAGAAGAAGUUCUGUCCUCGGUUACUUGACUAUCUAGUGAUCGUAGGUGCCAGGCACCCGAGCAGCGAUAGCGUGGCCCAGACUCCCGAGCUGCUGCGGCGGUACCCGCUGGAGGACCACGCCGAGUUCCCCCUGCCCCCCGACGUCGUGUUCUUCUGCCAGCCAGAGGGCUGCCUGAGCGUGCGGCAGCGGCGCAUGAGCCUGCGGGACGACACCUCCUUUGUCUUCACCCUCACGGACAAGGACACAGGGGUCACGCGUUAUGGCAUCUGCGUUAACUUCUACCGCUCCUUCCAGAAGCGAAUGCCUAAGGAAAAAGGGGAGGCUGGGGCAGGGUCCCGUGGGAAGGAAGGACCCCGGGCCACCUCUGCCCUGGAAGAGGCGGGCACCGAGGGCUCAGAGAGCGGCUCGUCCCUGCAGCCUCCCAGCGCCGACUCCACCCCUGAUGUGAACCAGUCCCCUCGGGGAAAGCACCGGGCCAAGGCGGGGAGCCGUUCCCGCAACAGCACUCUGACGUCCCUCUGCGUGCUCAGCCACUACCCCUUCUUCUCCACCUUCCGGGAGUGUCUGUACACCCUCAAGCGCCUGGUGGACUGCUGCAGCGAGCGACUGCUGGGCAAGAAGCUGGGCAUCCCUCGAGGCAUCCAGAGGGACACCAUGUGGCGCAUCUUCACAGGGGCAUUGCUAGUGGAGGAGAAAUCCAGUGCCCUUCUGCACGACCUCCGAGAGAUCGAGGCCUGGAUCUAUCGAUUGCUGCGCUCCCCAGUACCCGUCUCAGGGCAGAAGCGAGUAGACAUUGAGGUCCUACCCCAGGAGCUCCAGCAAGCGCUGACCUUUGCGCUUCCAGACCCCUCUCGAUUCAGCCUGGUGGAUUUCCCACUGCACCUGCCCUUGGAACUCCUGGGCGUGGAUGCCUGCCUUCAGGUGCUCACCUGCAUCCUGUUAGAGCACAAGGUGGUGCUGCAGUCCCGAGACUACAAUGCCCUCUCCAUGUCCGUGAUGGCGUUUGUGGCCAUGAUCUACCCCCUGGAGUACAUGUUUCCUGUUAUCCCCCUGCUGCCCACCUGCAUGGCGUCGGCAGAGCAGCUGCUCUUGGCUCCAACCCCGUACAUCAUCGGGGUGCCCGCCAGCUUCUUCCUCUAUAAACUGGACUUCAAAAUGCCUGAUGACGUGUGGCUGGUGGAUCUGGACAGCAGCAGGGUGGUUGCCCCCACCAACGCAGAAGUGCUCCCUGUGCUGCCGGAACCAGAGUCCUUAGAGCUGAAGAAGCAUCUGAAGCAGUGUCUGAAGGCCCUCGCCAGCAUGAGUCUCAACACCCAGCCGAUCCUCAAUCUGGAAAAGUUCCACGAGGGCCAGGAGAUCCCCCUGCUCUUAGGAAGGCCCUCUGGUGACCUGCAGUCCACCCCCUCCACCGAGUUCAACCCGCUCAUCUACGGCAACGACGUGGAUUCCGUGGAUGUCGCAACCAGAGUGGCCAUGGUCCGUUUCUUCAACUCCCCCAACGUGCUGCAGGGCUUUCAGAUGCACACACGUACCCUGCGUCUCUUCCCUCGGCCUGUGGUGGCUUUCCAGGCGGGCUCCUUUCUAGCCUCGCGGCCCCGGCAGACUCCUUUCGCCGAGAAACUGGCCCGGACUCAGGCGGUGGAGUACUUUGGGGAAUGGAUCCUCAACCCCACCAACUAUGCCUUUCAGCGCAUUCACAACAACAUGUUUGAUCCGGCCCUGAUUGGUGACAAGCCAAAGUGGUAUGCUCAUCAGCUGCAGCCCAUCCACUAUCGCGUCUAUGAUAGCAACUCCCAGCUGGCCGAGGCGCUGAGCGUGCCGCCCGAGCGUGACUCUGACUCUGACCCUACCGACGACAGUGGCAGUGACAGCAUGGAUUACGAUGACUCCAGCUCCUCUUACUCCUCCCUCGGUGACUUUGUCAGUGAAAUGAUGAAAUGUGACAUCAACGGUGAUACUCCUAAUGUGGACCCUCUGACCCACGCGGCACUGGGGGACGCCAGUGAGGUGGAGAUUGAGGAGCUGCAGAGCCAGAAGGAAGCGGAGGAGCCCGGCCCCGACAGUGAGAACUCGCAGGACAACCCCCCACCGCGCUCUAGCUCCAGCACCACCGCCAGCAGCAGCCCCAGCACCGUCGUCCACGGAGCCAGCUCUGAGCCUGCUGACCCGACAGAGAUGGGUGACAAGGCGGCAGUAGGAGGCAUCCCCAAGCCCCCGCCCGCCGUGCCUCCCAGCGCUGGCAGACUGAACACGGACAGGCGUCAGGCGGAAACCGGAGAGGGGUCAGUGCGCCGGCGCGCCUAUGACAACCCGUACUUCGAGCCCCAGUAUGGCUUUCCCCCUGAGGAAGAGGAUGAUGACCAGGGGGAAAGUUACACUCCCCGAUUCAGCCAGCAUGGCGGUGGCAGUCGGGCUCAGAAGCUGCUGCGGCCCAACAGCCUGAAGCUGGCCAGCGACUCGGACGCAGAGUCAGACUCCCGAGCAAGCUCGCCCACCUCCACCAUCUCCAACAACAGCACCGAGGGCUUCGGGGGCAUCAUGUCUUUCGCCAGCAGCCUGUAUCGGAACCACAGUACCAGCUUCAGUCUUUCUAACCUCACGCUGCCCACCAAAGGUGCCCGGGAGAAGACCACGCCCUUCCCCAGCCUGAAAGUAUUUGGGCUAAAUACUCUAAUGGAGAUUGUUACUGAAGCCGGCCCCGGGAGUGGUGAAGGAAACAGGAGGGCCUUGGUGGACCAGAAGUCGUCUGUCAUUAGACACAGCCCCACAGUGAAGAGAGAACCUCCGUCACCCCAGGGUCGAUCCAGCAAUUCCAGUGAGAACCAGCAGUUCCUGAAGGAGGUGGUGCACAGCGUGCUGGACGGCCAGGGAGUGGGCUGGCUCAACAUGAAGAAGGUGCGGCGGCUGCUGGAGAGCGAGCAGCUGCGGGUCUUUGUCCUGAGCAAGCUGAACCGCGCGGUGCAGUCGGAGGACGACGCCCGGCAGGACAUCAUCCCGGACGUGGAGAUCAGUCGAAAGGUGUACAAGGGAAUGUUGGACCUGCUCAAGUGCACGGUGCUCAGCCUGGAGCAGUCGUACGCCCACGCAGGCCUGGGCGGCAUGGCCAGCAUCUUCGGGCUCCUGGAGAUCGCUCAGACCCACUACUACAGCAAAGAAGCAGACAAGCGGAAGAGGAGUCCAACAGAGAGUGUGACUACGCCAGUUGGCAAGGAUGCCGGCCUGGCCGGCCGGGGUGACCAGAAGGUGAUCCCCCAGCUGAGAGUCCCCCAGCUGGGGCCGCGGGCACCAGCGGCUGCGGGAAAGGGCCUGAAGGAGGUGGACACCAGAAGUUUAAAGGAAGAGAAUUUUGUGGCAUCUAUUGAAUUGUGGAACAAGCACCAGGAAAUGAAAAACCAAAAAGCUAUGGAAAAACAGAGGCCUGAAGCGAUCAGACCCGCCCUUGACCUUGGUGAGACAGAGGAGAAAAAGUCCCAGGUCAGCGCAGACAGUGGUGUGAGCCUGACGUCUGGUUCCCAGAGGGCCGACCCAGACCCGGUCAGCAGCGCAAGUCCGGCGGUCAUGGUCCGAAGCUCCAGUCAGGAUUCCGAAGUUAGCACCGUGGUGAGUAAUAGUUCCGGAGAGACCCUAGGAGCGGACAGCGACCUGAGCAGCAACGCCGGCGAUGGGCCGGGUGGCGAGGGGAGCGCCCACCUGAUGAGCUCUCGGGGCACUUUGUCCGACAGUGAAAUCGAGACCAACUCCGCCACCAGCGCCAUCUUUGGUAAAGCCCACAGCUUGAAGCCGAGCGUAAAGGAGAAGCUGGCGGGCAGCCCGGUGCGCAGUUCCGAAGACGUGAGCCAGCGUGUCUAUCUCUACGAGGGCCUCCUAGGAAGGGACAAAGGAUCGAUGUGGGACCAGUUAGAGGAUGCUGCUAUGGAGACCUUUUCUAUAAGCAAAGAGCGUUCUACUUUAUGGGACCAAAUGCAGUUCUGGGAAGACGCGUUCCUGGAUGCCGUGAUGUUGGAGAGAGAAGGGAUGGGUAUGGACCAGGGUCCCCAGGAAAUGAUAGACAGGUACCUGUCCCUGGGGGAGCAUGACCGGAAGCGCCUCGAGGAUGACGAAGACCGUUUGCUGGCCACGCUUUUGCACAACCUCAUCUCCUACAUGCUGCUGAUGAAGGUCAACAAGAACGACAUCCGGAAGAAGGUGCGGCGCCUCAUGGGCAAGUCCCACAUCGGGCUUGUGCACAGCCAGCAGAUCAACGAAGUGCUGGACCAGCUGGCAAACCUGAACGGCCGUGAUCUCUCCAUCCGGUCCAGUGGCAGCCGGCACAUGAAGAAGCAGACCUUUGUGGUGCAUGCGGGGACAGACACGAACGGAGACCUCUUUUUCAUGGAGGUGUGCGACGACUGCGUGGUGCUGCGCAGCCACAUCGGCACGGUGUACGAGCGCUGGUGGUACGAGAAGCUCAUCAACAUGACCUACUGCCCCAAGACCAAGGUGCUGUGCCUGUGGCGCAGGAACGGCUCCGAGACCCAGCUCAACAAGUUCUACACGAAGAAGUGCCGGGAGCUGUACUACUGUGUGAAGGACAGCAUGGAGCGCGCCGCCGCCCGGCAGCAAAGCAUCAAACCCGGGCCUGAACUAGGCGGCGAGUUCCCUGUGCAAGACAUGAAGACCGGCGAGGGCGGCUUGCUGCAGGUCACCCUAGAAGGGAUCAAUCUCAAGUUCAUGCACAGCCAGGAGCGGAAGGUUUUCAUAGAGCUGAAUCACAUUAAAAAGUGCAAUACAGUCCGAGGAGUCUUUGUCCUGGAGGAAUUUGUUCCUGAAAUUAAAGAAGUGGUGAGCCACAAGUACAAGACACCAAUGGCCCACGAGAUCUGCUACUCCGUGUUGUGUCUCUUCUCAUACGUGGCUGCCGUUCGUAGCAGUGAAGAAGAUCUCAGAACCCCUCCCCGGCCUGUCUCUAGCUGAUGGAGGGGGUCAAGGCUGCCCCGGCCCAGGGGACGCCCCUUGCCUCUUGCUGUUCCCAACUGCACGGUGCUGCCGGGACGAGAGGUGGAUGACGCGUGUUACGUUCUCUGCGAGCCCCUCUCCGCGGCUUAGCCGGUCCCCGGUUGGGUGUCUCCGUCGGCGUGUGAGUGUGUCCGUCACAGGCUGAGCGAGUCCCUUCCACCUGCGCCGCUUCGCUCCCGGAAGACCGGUCUACUGUUCCCUCAGGGCUCGAGAGAGAGUGUGUGUGGUGUGUGUGUGUGUGUGUGUGUGUGUGUGUGUGUGGUUGGGCCAGGGGCUUCUGAGAACUCUUGGAGGAUAGGCCCGUGAGAGCCCACUGCUCCGUGUCCUUGAGACACUUGUGUCGUGGUCCCUUGUCCUUGGCAGCCUGACCUCACGGCUGGGCGCCUGGAGCAGUCCCACUCUGGGGAGCAAGGGAAGCUUGAGGCCUGUCCCCCCCGACGAAGGCCCGGCAGGGAGAG
Molecule: messenger RNA, 6004 nt
Organism: Phyllostomus discolor (pale spear-nosed bat)
Lineage: Eukaryota; Metazoa; Chordata; Mammalia; Chiroptera; Phyllostomidae
Gene: MADD
Product: MAP kinase activating death domain
Exons: 38
Coding region: 540-5504 (1654 amino acids)
Biological process (GO): regulation of apoptotic process; regulation of Rab protein signal transduction
Cellular component (GO): cytosol
Molecular function (GO): guanyl-nucleotide exchange factor activity
Source: RefSeq, a predicted model, not a curated record